UUAAGUUGACUUCAAUAGUCAGUUCAGUCAAAGUGUCAAUGUUAUGUGAAUAACCAUGGCAGUGGCCGCGUUUUCCGAAGAUGGAAAAUAUUAUUCAUACAUUAGCAAAGAUGGUCGUUUGAGGAUAUGGGAAACAGAGACCAAUAUUCUAAAACAGGAAUACACUCCAGACCUUCAUUUACGUUCGCCACCUGUUUGUUUACAAUGGAUAACUCUUGCGGUUUCAAAUAGUUCUCAAAAAGGCAAAGGCGGUAAACGCAAUUCCAUAUCACAUGAUGAAUCGCAGAGUAUAGCUUUAGGCACUAAGAAUGGAAAGAUUCUGAUAUAUUCAUUAGCACAAGCAAAAGUAGAAACUGUUUUGAGUCUUAAACAAGGAAAUGCAUACAAUUCUUCUAUCAAUGCACUGGACUGGCAAAGGAAAUCAGGCUUAUACAGCUGUAAUAAAUCCAGCUAUUUAUAUCAAUGGGAUUUAAGUAAAGGAAAUGUUAAAUUUAAGUAUAAUGUUACUGUGGAUAAUAAAAAUAAACAGGCAAAUAACAUAAGUGCUAUAAAAAUUAUACCACAUAACCAGGACACAUCAGCUGAUUACAUAAUAACAGCAUCAUGGCAGGUCUGCCUCUGGAGGUUGCACAACGAAGAUGCUACCAUAUUGAGGCACUUGGGACACAACACAACAGCAAAAGCAUUAUUGUCAGUGACCACAUCAAAUGGUUCCAGUUGGCUGAUUGAAGGAUCUCAAAAUGAACGCCUCCUGUCCUUCUGGGACGUGACUAUAACGGAAGAACACGUACCACAGGUCAAUGGUGAAGUCUCUUCACCGAAAAAGAAGCAACGGAAAACGUCCGUAUCCAUAUCGUCCACCCCCAUGUACAGCUUCAUCUUGGAGGACGCUCCGAGUUUCAUAGAUGCAAGCAUGAGGAGUGAGGAUGAGGGGAGCUCGCUGCAGAUUGCAGCGGCCACCAGGAGCGGGGUUGUUCACUAUUAUCGGCAUACGCUCAAUGGAUCAUCAGUGAAACCAAUAAAGCCGUCAGUAACGAUCCAAGUGACGAGCUCCGGGGCGACCCCGUUCCCGCUGCAGUGCUGCCACCUGAGGAGCCAGGACGUACUGGUGGGAUACACCAGUGGGCCUGUCACUCUGUUUGAAAAUGUCACACCGGACCUGAAGUCCAAAACGCAAAUUCUUAUCCGCGCUGAACAAUCGGAGCAGACAAGCAAAGUGGACAAGAGGAAGAAUGAGACCAACGAAGUGAACAAAGUGAGGACUGGGGACACCAAGGACGUGACAUACGUGGAACCGAUGGGCGGGGUCAGCAGGAAACGGCCCGUGCCCGGCGGGAAGAUUGAGAUACCGAUGGAAGCGAGGCUGGAGAACUUGGCGCUGGACCCGAAGAGUCGUAGCAAGUCGGCCGUCAGCCAAAACCUAACCAAACUGCUGAUGCAAGGGCUGCACUCUAAGGAUAAGAAUUUAAUACUAACGGUGCUGUUGAAAGACGAUCCGGCGGUCGCGUCGCAGACCGUGGCGCACCUGCCGCCUGAGUACGUACCUUUACUGCUGGAACAGCUCACCAUCAUGGCCAACAAGAAAACCACUCAAUGCGCGGCGGCGUGCACGUGGGCGGCGGCGGCGCUGCGCGCGCACGCGGCGCUGCUGCUGGCCGCGCGCCGCGCGCCUGCGCACGCGCACCUCGCGCAGCUGCUGGCGUACCUCACGCACAGACGGUCGCACCUGUGCCAGCUAUUAAACCUGAAGGGGCGGCUGGAGCUGGCGAUGGCACAGCGGUCAGCCAAGAACGAUCACAUAGAGGGCCAGGAGGCGAUACUUGAUUACAAUGAUGACUCAUCGUCGGGCGAAGAGAUGGAAGUAGAAAAAUACCAUUCGGAGAGCGAACACACAUGGGACGAUGACAAGUUGCCGGGAGAGUCGGACGACGAGAAAUCAGCAGACAGGAGAUCCGAGCAUUCGGAGCAGAGCGGCAACGAAAUGGAUACUGACUCUGGACAAUCCGACGAGGAUUGACAUGAAAAUAUAUAAAUGUUUAUAACUUUUAAA
Galleria mellonella (greater wax moth) is the source of this 2050-nucleotide messenger RNA. RefSeq names its product WD repeat-containing protein 43. Lineage: Eukaryota; Metazoa; Arthropoda; Insecta; Lepidoptera; Pyralidae. Bases 56 to 2017 code for a protein of 653 amino acids. The record is from RefSeq and is a predicted model, not a curated record. Gene Ontology annotation, molecular function: protein binding. Gene Ontology annotation, biological process: maturation of SSU-rRNA from tricistronic rRNA transcript (SSU-rRNA, 5.8S rRNA, LSU-rRNA). The transcript is spliced from 11 exons. Gene Ontology annotation, cellular component: nucleolus.